UUGCGUUGAAUUCAUUGUUUACAUAUUUCAGUUAAGUUCUUACUUCUUCGUUUUAAAAGCAAAAAAUGAAUACCUUUCGUUUUCUGUCUUCUUUAAACAGGACUUCCUGUCUUCGUAUAAAUUGCUUUAAGUACUAUCGUCCUGCGUGUCCUAAAAACUUGCCUUUCAACAAUCAAACACGAAUUAUACACGUGUCUCGACAUCUUCAGGCUGAAGAAUUAAAGAAGGAACAUUCUCAAAUUUUUGUUUAUGAAGGACCUAUAAGAAGAAGAAUAAAAUCUGUCAAAAUUAUUUCUCUCACUUGCACCAUGCUUGGUUUAACUAUGUUUCCAAAAAUUGUAUAUGAUGUAGCUCAAACCAACCUGCUUUUUGGUUACUUCGCUGUAGUGGGCUCUCUUUUUUACUUUUCCACUCCUUUAAUACUGCAUUAUAUAACAAAAAGUUAUGUUAUAGAAUUGUAUUUCAAUGCUGAAAAUGACACUUUCACUGCAAAAACGUAUAACAUAGUAGCUAUGUUACAAGAUUUUCAAUUUAAAGCUUCGGAUGUAACGGUUCCAACUUUACCUGGACCUUUCACAACUAUGCGGGCAAAAAAUAAAGGAUUAUUUGUAGAUUACAGGGCUGUAAAAGACCCUGAUGCUUAUGCUCACAUGAUGGGUCAUGACAAGCCAUUUGAUUUCGAAGUAUAUGAAGAAAAACCUGAAGAUAAAUCAUAGAAAUUAGGUGAUAUUAUGUGUUUGUAAAAUUAAAUUAUUUGUUUUAACAAACUAUGUUUGUUUCUUUGUGUUUAAAAUUGUUUAUUGUGAUGAACAUUAAAUAUUUUU
Uloborus diversus is the source of this 824-nucleotide messenger RNA. RefSeq names its product transmembrane protein 70, mitochondrial-like. Bases 66 to 716 code for a protein of 216 amino acids. Gene Ontology annotation, biological process: mitochondrial proton-transporting ATP synthase complex assembly. The transcript is spliced from 2 exons. Lineage: Eukaryota; Metazoa; Arthropoda; Arachnida; Araneae; Uloboridae. Gene Ontology annotation, cellular component: mitochondrial membrane. The record is from RefSeq and is a predicted model, not a curated record.